AUGUCGAAGUCUUCGAUUGUCAAAGUCGCAGUCACGCAACAUGAACCUGUGUGGUUCGAUCUCACAGCUACGGUGGAUAAGACUUGCAAAUUGAUCGCUGAGGCAGCAAGGGAAGAUGCGAAAUUAGUUGUUUUUCCUGAGGUUUGGAUUCCAGGAUAUCCGGCCUGGAUCUGGCAGCGUCCCAUGGAUGUAGAGCUCGGGACCAAGUACGUCAAAAACUCCCUAUCGUAUGACUCUCCCGAGAUGGCCAGAAUUUGCACUGCAGCCCGCACAGCUCGUAUCGCCGUAGUCCUCGGUUUCAGCGAAAACGACCACAACAGUCUAUACAUAGCGCAAUGCAUCAUCAACGCCUCGGGUACCAUCGUGAUGAAGCGACGCAAGAUUAAACCCACGCAUAUGGAACGCACCGUGUAUGGGGACGGCGACGGCACCAGUCUCAACAACGUGGUAGAGGUCGAGGGCAUCGGACGAGUCGGUGGACUAAACUGUUGGGAACACAUGCAACCGCUUCUUAAGUAUCACACGAAUAGCCAGCAUGAGGAGAUCCAUGUUGCGGCGUGGCCGCCAAUGCAUUUAGCGGAGAAAGGGGUUGAAAGUAAGGUGGCCUGGGGUAUGAGUUCUGAAGGUAUGUAUGAUAGCCUUGUUGCCAACACACAAGCCGCUAUUCCCUUUUCUCGGUUCCAAGACUCUUUUUCCUCAGCCAAUUUUCCCCUUCGCUUAUACCCUUCUCCCUUGUCUCAUAUAGAAGAACUAACCAAUCUCCUCUUCCAAGGCGCUAGUGCUCUUUCUCGCGUCCACGCCAUAGAAGCUUCGACUUUCGUCUUAUGUUGCCAUCCUACCAUCUCGACUGCUGGCAUUACCGCCCACCGUGUCGAAGGCAAUCCGCUCUUCGGCCACAUUGGCGGUGGCGACUCGGCUGUGUAUGGGCCCGACGGGCGGAGGAUGACAGAGCCUCUUGGUAUGGAUGUAGAGGGUUUCGUGUUUGCCGAUUUAGACAUGGAUGAGUUGAUCAGCAUAAGACUCUUCGCGGACGCUGUGGGCCAUUACUCCAGGCCCGACUUACUUUGGCUGGGCGCAGAUACCAGGGAAAAGAAGCAUGUUAAGAGGGAGGGCGAUGGUGGUAGUGCGGGUAGGGAGAAGGAGAAGCUCGCGCUGGAGGAAGACAAGGGGGAAGUAUGA
Alternaria burnsii is the source of this 1179-nucleotide messenger RNA. RefSeq lists its product as uncharacterized. The transcript has 2 exons. The coding region runs from base 1 to 1179 and encodes 392 amino acids. The record is from RefSeq and is a predicted model, not a curated record. Gene Ontology annotation, molecular function: catalytic activity. Lineage: Eukaryota; Fungi; Ascomycota; Dothideomycetes; Pleosporales; Pleosporaceae.